AUGCCACCUCCACCUCCACCAACUAACAUUGUUCCAAUCAAGAAGGAAAAGCCAGUCGAACAACCAAAGGUUGAAGAGCUACCUGAAAUUAAAGGAAUUCCACUUGUUGGCAAGGUUACUGCCAAGAAACCAACCAAGGAAUACAUUUAUGUAAGAGAAGCCAUUGGUCAAUUUGAUGUUUAUCAAGCUUUGAGACUUUCUACUUCAGUUUUCAAGGAAUUAUUCGGAGUUGACUAUCCAAGUAGUCGUGAUUACGUAGUAGGACAACAAAUUUCUCAAGUUGUCUUUGAAGGUCAUGAGUUGAAUUUGAUUUGGGGUCAAGAUUUGAGUCAAAGUUCUAAUAGUUUUUCUGCCAACUUUGUAAUGACUAAUUCCACCUUUGCAUUAUGGGAAUUGUUGUGCAAUAAUGGAUUCGAAUUGAAGGAUUCUAGAAAUUAUAAUACCUAUAGAUCUAAAGAAAGUAGAUUUGAUGGAAGAAAAUUGUGUGAAAGAGUUUUUGAAAGAGAUUUGAGCAAAUAA
Messenger RNA from Naegleria gruberi, 519 nucleotides. RefSeq lists its product as uncharacterized. The record is from RefSeq and is a predicted model, not a curated record. The transcript has a single exon. The coding region runs from base 1 to 519 and encodes 172 amino acids. NCBI's taxonomy places the organism in Eukaryota, Heterolobosea, Eutetramitea, Acrasida, Naegleriidae.